Molecule: messenger RNA, 4640 nt
Organism: Epinephelus moara (kelp grouper)
Lineage: Eukaryota; Metazoa; Chordata; Actinopteri; Perciformes; Serranidae
Gene: washc4
Product: WASH complex subunit 4
Exons: 33
Coding region: 81-3596 (1171 amino acids)
Biological process (GO): endosome organization; endosomal transport
Cellular component (GO): endosome; WASH complex
Source: RefSeq, a predicted model, not a curated record
CAAAAUCAUGAGACCGAUCAUGGGACCGUGUAGCUCCUGUGUCUAACAGCAGUGUUUGGGUUACAGUUGAUGCCACCAUUAUGGCGGUAGAAACCAUCGCACCUGACUGGGAGUUUGACCGUUUUGACGACGGUUCACAGAAAAUACACACAGAGGUUCAACUGAAGAACUACAGCAAGUUUCUGGAGGAGUACACCUCCCAACUGAGGGGUAUCGAGGAGGCUCUGGAUGACUCCAUUGGAGAUGUUUGGGACUUCACUCUGGACCCCAUCGCCCUGAAGCUUCUCCCAUACGAGCAGUCAUCACUACUGGAGUUAAUUAAAACAGACAACAAGGUGCUGAACAAAGUCAUCACAGUUUAUGCUGCUCUCUGCAGUGAAGUGAAGAAGCUCAAGUAUGAGGCUGAAACCAAGUUCUACAAUGGCUUACUGUACUAUGGAGAGGGAGUCUCUGACACCAGCGUUGUUGAAGGAGACUCUCAGAUUCAGAUGGGCAGAUUUAUCUCGUUCCUCCAGGAACUGUCCUGUUUUGUGUCAAGAUGUUAUGAAGUGGUGGUCAACAUUGUUCAUCAGCUGGCUGCCCUCUACAACAGCAACAAAGGUGCAACAAAAAUCAUUGAGUCAUCAGGUGUCCAUUUCCAGAUAGUGUACGAACACCUCGGGGAGUUGUUAGUGGUUCUGCUCACACUCGAUGAGAUAAUGGAAAAUCACGGCACACUAAAAGAUCACUGGAAGAUGUAUAAAAGGUUGUUAAAAUCUGUGCACCAUAACCCGGGAAAGUUUUCCAUUCCUGAAGAGAAGCUGAAACCGUUCGAAAAGCUCCUGCUCAAGCUUGAGGGACAGCUGCUGGAUGGCAUGAUACUGCAGGCCUGUGUGGAGCAGAGAUUCGAUGAUCCUGGGGAAGGAGUAGCUGUCGCCAAAAACAGCGCCUUUGCUGAGGAGUUUGCCUUCAACAUUCGCACCAUAUUCACUAAUGUUGAAUCCAAAAUUGGUGAACCUUCAGAGAUAGACCAGAGAGAUAAAUAUGCUGGCGUCUGUUGCCUCUUUGUGCUUCACUUUCACAUUUUCAGGAGUGUUGACAAAAAGUUCUACAAAGCGCUGCUCGACAUCUGUAAAAAGGUUCCAGCAGUUACUCUCACUGCAAACAUCAUCUGGUUUCCUGACACGUUCCUCCUGGCUAAGGUCCCAGCGGCAGCUAAACUGAUGGAUAAGAAGAGUCUACAGGCCAUCAGAGCGCAGAGAGACACCUACCUGCAGCAAAGAGCACAGACGCUAACAAAGGAUGUUCAGUCGUACUAUGUGUUUGUAACUUCCUGGAUGAUGAAGAUGGAGUCCAUCCUGUCCAAGGAGCAGAAAAGUGACAAGUUGGCAGAAGACCUUAACAGCAGGUGUAAUGUGUUUAUACAGGGCAUCCUGUAUGCAUACAGCAUCAGCACUAUUAUCAAAACCACCAUGAACAUGUACAUGUCGAUGCAGCGGCCCAUGACCAAGACCUCCGUCAAAGCUCUGUGUCGACUGGUUGAGCUACUCAAGGCUGUGGAGCACACAUUCCACAGGCGGUCCAUGGUUGUAGCAGACUCUGUUUCUCACAUCACUCAGCAGCUGCAGUCGCAGGCCCUCAACGCCAUCGGCAAUGCCAAGAAAAGGGUGAUCUCCGACAAGAAGUACAGCGAGCAGCGGCUGGACGUGCUGUCCUCUCUGGUGCUGGCAGAAAAUGCUCUGAGUGGACCGAGCACAAAGGAGCGUCGCCUAGUGGUGUCUCUGGCACUGUGUGUGGGCACUCAGCUGAAAACUUUUAAAGACGAGGAGCUGCUUCCACUGCAGCUGGUGUUGAAAAAGCUGGAUCUGAUAAGUGAGCUGAGCGAGAGGGUCAAGCUGCAGUGUGACUGUAGCUUCCUUUACUGGCAGCGAGCUGUGUUUCCCAUCUACCUAGAUGAUGUAUAUGACAAUGCCGUGGACGCAGCACGAAUACACUACAUGUUCAGUGCGCUGCGGGACAGUGUGCCCUCCAUGUUGCACGCCAAACACAUGGAGUCAUGUAACCAACUACUGGAGAGCUACGACAAGGAGAUCAUGGACGUGUUCAAUGAGCACCUGCUGGACAAGCUGUGUAAGGAGAUCGAGAAGGACCUGCGUCUCUCUGUUCACACCCACCUGAAGCUGGACGACAGGAACCCUUUCAAAGUCGGCAUGAAGGACCUGGCGCACUUCUUCUCCCUCAAACCCAUCCGCUUCUUCAACCGCUUCAUCCACAUCAAAGCCUAUGUGACCCACUACCUGGAUAAAACUUUCUACAACCUAACCACUGUCGCUCUGCAUGACUGGGCCACCUACAGUGAGAUGAGAAACCUCGCCACACAACGCUAUGGGCUCACAAUGACGGAGGCACACCUGCCCAGCCAGACCCUAGAGCAGGGUUUGGAUGUUCUGGAGAUCAUGAGGAACAUUCACGUCUUUGUCUCACGCUACCUUUACAACCUCAACAACCAGAUCUUCAUAGAGAAGGCCAGUAACAACAAGCACUUGAACACCAUCAACAUCCGUCACAUCGCCAACUCCAUCCGGACCCACGGCACAGGCAUUAUGAACACCACAGUGAAUUUCACCUACCAGUUCCUGCGGAAGAAGUUUUACAUCUUCAGUCAGUUUAUGUACGACGAGCACAUCAAGUCCAGACUCAUCAAGGACAUCCGCUUCUUCAGAGAAACAAAGGACCAGUCUGAUCAGAAGUAUCCAUUUGAGCGAGCGGAGAAAUUUAACCGUGGCAUCAGGAAGCUGGGCAUCACUCCGGAAGGACACAGCUACCUGGACCAGUUCAGACAGCUCAUCAGCCAGAUUGGUAACGCCAUGGGCUAUGUGCGCAUGAUCCGUUCUGGAGGCCUCCACUGUUGCAGCAGUGCCAUCAGGUUCGUCCCUGACCUGGAGGAUAUAGUCAACUUUGAGGAGCUGGUGAAGGAGGAGGGACUUUCAGAGGAGACCCAGAGAGCUGCCAGCAUCCUGGAUUCAGUGUUGGGAGAUCUGACCAGCAACUCUGCUGAAGGGACGGAAUACUUCAAGAUGCUGGUGGCUGUGUUUGCGCCUGAGUUUCGCAGUGCCAAGAAUAUGCACCUGAGGAACUUCUACAUGAUUGUACCCCCACUGACGGUGAAUUUUGUGGAGCACUCCAUCAGCUGCAAAGAGAAACUCAACAAGAAAAACAAAUCUGGAGCUGCUUUCACAGAUGAUGGCUUUGCUAUGGGUGUGGCGUACAUCCUGAAGCUGCUGGACCAAUAUCUGGAGUUUGACUCUCUGCACUGGUUCCAGGCCGUCAGAGACAAGUACAAGAGGGAGAUGAAUGCUGUGGUGAAGGAGCAGAGUGUCCAGUCGGCCAGCCAGGAUGAGAAGUUACUGCAAACUAUGAACCUCACUCAGAAGAGGCUGGACAUCUACCUUCAGGAGUUUGAGCUGCUCCACUUCUCAUUAAGCAGCGCCCGGAUCUUCUUCAGAGCGGACAAGACUGCAGCCGAGGAGACUCAGGAGAAGAAAGAUAAAGAGGAAGCUUCCAAAGCGGGAAGUACUGCAGAUGGCUCAACCCCGACUGAACCUGCCUCAAAGUGACCCUCACUGUGAGAUCAGCAGAUCAGGGUUCACAACAUGGGCAGAGGAGGGUGUGUGAAGAGAGGAUCUCAAGCAGCAGACUGCACUGAAACAUGUGCUUCGUUCAGGGAGAAACAACUCGUAAACUGGAUGUAACGACAGACACCUAAAGGAUAUUGUGUCUCUUUACGUCUCACGACAAAGCAAUCAUCAUCAUCAUCAUCAGAGAGAGAGAAUGUCUGCUCAUAGUGCUCCUGCAGGACGUGUCUUUUUGGUUUCCAUCCUUCAGAAACAACGACGUAACAUCCCCACAGCUUUGAAGUGUUUGCAACAUCUAAUAACUUCAGUUUGAAUUUGUAGCAUUUACGCGAGCGACUGCAAUUUUGAAAAGGUCAGCUGGUGUCACAGCUGUACUGUAACAGUGAUCGCUUUCUUUGCCAUGCUGCCUUUUGAUACUCACACAUCCAGUCUAGAUGGACUAGAUUAUUUUUCUACAGUAGAAGCCUCACCUGUGUGUGUGUGUGUCCUCUGCUGAUCAGAGACAAAUUCAAUCAGUGACUGAUUUGCAUCUGUUUUUAUUUUCUAUACUUUGCUACAUCUUUGUGUCCACUGUACUAAUUUUGAUCGAUUGUCCGUUGCCUUUAACGGCAGCUCUGUUCUUAAUGCCACUGCAGAUUAAGGCACAGUAAUGAGAAUGUUUUCAGUGUAUUAUCUCAUGUUAUGUGCCAUAUUUGUCUACUGCUAGUUCUUGUUUUGUCCAUUUUAUACAUUGUAUGAAUUAUGGUGUGUAUGUGCCUUUCAGAUCUGUGGAUACCUGUUUGUAUAACCUAAUUAAUUUAGGAAUAAUACAUCUAACAUAGAAAGAUUCUCAAUCUGUGGGUGUAGCAUAGUGCAAACGUUUCAGGAGAUGUUUCAUUACAUUUUGAUUUCCCAGUUUUCUAUUUAUCAACAUGUGGUACAUGUGAGGCCAUAACUGGUCAGAACUACAUUCCAUGAAUUGACUUGCUUGAUGAGAAAGUUCUGUUCAGUCUUUGAAGACUAAUAAAACCUGCACUUUCAACAGAA